UCGCAGCAGCCGGGUCGAGCCGCCCCGCCGCUCCGCAGGGACACCCCACGCGGGGCACCGGCGCAAUACAUUUCAUCAGCUCAUGAAUGGAAACUUAAAAGACUUUAUACAAAAUAUAUGCAAAAAUGGAAACUUCAUCCUUACUAUCCUCCUUACACGAUGAAUGCAGAUCAGACAACUAUAUUGAACCUCAUUACAAGGAAUGGUACCGAAUAGCUAUUGAYGCUCUGAUUGAAGGAGGUUUAGAAGCUUACAAAGAAUUUCUUUCCAAAGAGAGAUGCUCAGAGUUCCUAGCAGAUGAGGAAAUUGAUUAUAUUUUGAACAAUGUUCACAAACUUCCCCAAAACACAAUUUAUUCCUCUAACCAUGCCAUUGAUGACACCUCUUCCUCGGGAACCUAUUGGCCCAUUGAAUCAGAUGUGGAAGCUCCAAAUCUUGACUUAGGUUGGCCGUAUCUGAUGCCUGGAAUUUCUGGUGGCACAAAUAUUGAUCUGCUUUUUCAUCCACCACGAGCACAGCCUUACACCAUAAAGGAAACCGUUCGGAAGAUGAUACGAGAUGCAAGAAAGGUCAUUGCCAUYGUUAUGGAUAUGUUUACAGAUGUGGAUAUUUUCAGAGAAAUCGUGGAGGCAUCUACUAGAGGGAUCGCAGUAUAUAUCCUGCUUGAUGAGUCAAACUUCAGUCACUUUCUGAAGAUGACAGAGAAACAAGGCUGUCAAGUUCAGAGGCUCAGGAAUAUGAGGGUGCGCACAGUGAAAGGACAAGAUUACUAUUCUAAAACAGGAGCAAAAUUCCAUGGAAAAAUGGAACAAAAAUUUAUUCUUGUUGACUGUAAGAAAGUGAUAUAUGGUUCUUACAGCUUUAUGUGGUCAUUUGAAAAAACCAACCUCAGUAUGGUUCAAGUUAUCACAGGACAGCUUGUUGAAUCCUUUGAUGAAGAGUUCAGGACUCUGUAUGCCCGUUCUGCUGUUCCUAGCUCGUUUGCCCCAGAAUUAGUGCGGGUAAACAGUCGCAAGACACUCUGGGACAAUGAUACGUACCAACACUCCGUGUCUUCCUUGGCUUCAGUUUCCAGCCAGAGAAACCUUUUUGGUCGGCAAGACAAGGUUCUCAAGAUAGAUCCUGUUUGGAAUMCUCGUGGAAGAUACGCAGUAAAUGAAAUAGAAAAAUAUGGCUUGAGAAAUCAAGGCUAUAAUAAGCAACCAUUUAAUCCAGGUUUUAAUGUUCAAAAUCCAAUCCAGCAGUAUCAACCUAGUGAAAAAAAUGAGCACUGGAAGAGACAUAGUUAUGCUGGGGAGAAGCCAGAAAGGACACCUUACCURCUGCUCAACAGAGCUAUUAACAGAGCCAACAAUCUGUCAAACACUUGGAAAAUGUCRUCUGAUAGCCUUAGUAUUGUGUCUUCAUUACGAGGAGGAUAUGCAAAUAACUACAAUGUGCCCCAACAAAGUUUUGCUGAUCAGUUCUCACGACCAAAGGUGAAUCUUGCAGAGAGAAAUUCAAUUGUACGGAGGUCUUUUAAUGGGACAGACAAUCAUAUCCGCCAUCUGCAGCAGAGGAUGCCAACCCUUGAGCACACAACAAAAUCAUUCCUGCGUAACUGGCGAAUAAAGUCGUAUUUGAAUGAUCAGUCAGAUUAUCCAGUGGAGUCAAAUGGGUCAGCCUUAGGUGACAGAUAUGACAGUUAUGACCCUGCUGAAAAUCUUAAAGCUCAUGCGCUGUAUUCUCAUUCUCGUUUGCGAUCGUCAUUGGUGUUUCAGCCAACUUUACCUGAACAGCAGGAAGUAAGCAGCUGUGCAAGUUCUUCAAAUUCAACCAUAAUUGGGUCAGAGGGAAGUGCAACRCCUAAAGGGACAUCUAACCAUGCACCGAGCAUGGAGAAUGGAAAAGAUCGUGUUUUAGAGGAGCUUGGCACAAACUUUCCUCUUAAAUCAGAUACUCCAAACCCCCACAGAAUUCAUACUGCAGACAACACAAAACCUAAUAUAAAUUCAAAUAMAGCUGGCGACUCAUCACUGUAUUUGUAUUCAACACUGUGUACAGACAAACAUGCAGAAAAUUUGAAGAACCUUCAAAAUGAAAAUGCGCUUAAAAGGAGAAGUUUUCCCAUGUUUAAUUCCAAGUCCAUAUUAGAUCCUGGUACCAACAAACAUGCAUCCAAUUAUGUUUACAGCACAUUGACUAGGCAAAGACUUAAGCAACCAGUUAGUCCAAAACUUCCAGAAGAUAUGCUGAAAAGUGCUAAAAGUUUGCACAGUGUGACCAACCACUUGCCACAGGAGGAAAAGGACCUGAAAGGAGAGCUAAAGAGCCCRACUGCUAGCAAGGCAAUUUCCAUGGCAGCUCUCACUGAAGCUAGCAAGGAGGAGUCCAGUAAGGAUUGCGCAUCAAAGAAAGAAAGUAAGAGUUCCCCAAGUUUUCUGAAGAAAGGAUCCCAGAAAUUGAGGUCACUUCUUAAUCUCACACCAGACAAGAAGGAAAACUUGUCAAAAAACAAAGGUCCUGCCUUUUAUAGAAUGUGUAGUAGUUCUGACACGUUGGUUUCUGAAGAUGAGAAUCAAAAACCAAAGAUUUCUGAAAAUAAGACAGAUUCUUCCCCAAGGAGAAAAAGAAAUUCAUCAUCAAAUUCUCAAGGUAGCUUGAACAGAAGUAAAGAAGAUGUCACUGGGAGUCCAACUAAGUCUCCAAAGUCUCCAAAGUCACCAAAAUCUCCAAAAACUCCAUCUGAUGAAAGCAAUAUAAAAUGUCCUCUGUUGUGCCCMCUUGAAAGUAAGUUCAUAGAAACUGCAGGAGAUGCAUCUACUCCAAGGUUUAAUACAGAGCAGAUUCAGUAUCAAGAUGUGAAGGAAAUCUCCACAAAUGCUACUUCUGAAAGUGCUCCUGUUUCUGCUCUUCAAAGAGCAAGUUCAAUGACACCACAGCUGGCAAGCUCAAAACACAAAGAGGAGCUGAGAUCUCGUUUGAGUGAAAGGCGUGUUUAUAGUCGCUUUGAGCCGUUCUGUAAGAUAGAAAAUGCCAGCCAGCCURCAGGAAAUGCAGCCAACAGCAUUUCACAUCUACCAGAUAUCAAAAGCAAGACCUUAGGGAAUAAUUACAGCAGGGGUAAUCACAUGGUCAGCUACAACUCAACUGCUUACCACCCAUUGCAGCCUAAUGAGAAUAAGCUGAGAGGAUUUAUGCAAAAGUUUGGGAACUUCCUAAACAAAAACAAGUAAAACUUUUGUUUUAUAUGGAAAUAUAGCAAGACUAGCAAAGCUGGACAUAAUCUUUACUGGACAAAGACUCUCAGCUAACUUUUAUAGAGCUUACUUGGAUUUCUUCUUGGGUCUAGGACAUUGGAAUGAAUGUACAUAUUUUUAAAAAUAAURGUUCCAGAGUUGUUAUACUUAAAUCUUUACAGAAAUUCUAUGUCCAGAAGAUAUCUCAAGGAAGUUGUUUAUAGUGUUGAUAUUGUAAGAUUAAUUUUAUACAUUUUCCUUGUGAAGAAAAUACAUUCUAGCAGAUUGUAAGAUUAAUAAGCAUGGGGUAAAAAAGAUGGGGGAUGUUUUUAAACUAUACUUCCAAAGAUAUGCCCUUUAAAAAUAGGAUAGCACUAGGAAUAUUGAACUGUAUUUUUUCAGCAUUUAUGUACACUUUCAAAUGAUAAACACAAAUCUUAAUGCACUGCAUGUUACUUACCUUUAAUUUUUGAAAAUCUCUUUUAAGUUUCAUUCUGUUAGUAAUUUACCCCAUAGCAUCUAUUGAACUGUUUGGGCAGCAGAUGGAUCUAUCUUACUUUAUUGACUUUUCUGUGUAAUAUGAUGUUUUCCUGAAGUAUUUGGCAUACAGAUUUGAAAGUGACCUUAAUUUGAGUUUUCACAGACUUGUUUACGUGGUUUAACUAGUGUGAAUGUAGAAUGAACAUUUAAAAAAAYUAUUUAUAAAAAAGGUGCCUUGAACAUAACCUACAACUAGUUUAAAUUUCAAUGGGUUAAUUACAUUUGUAUAGCAUGCCAGUAUUCUAUAAUGUCUUCGUUUGAAAAGCUUUUCUAAUACUUUCUUCUAUCUGGUGUUUAAAAAAAAUUCUGUGGACUUCCAUUUCUCAGGUAAGUUUUUGAGUUUCAUGUGCAGCAGUCUGUUUUAAAUGUUGACAGAUCUAUUUGCAAAUCUGGCUUUAAUGGCCUUAUGUCUGGGUGACUAUUACAAGCCCAAGAGGAAUUAGGCAGCUARAAGUGAGAUUCUUAAAAGUCACCACAUUAAACAAUAAGGCAUUAUUCAUAAGCCAAAGAAAGUAUCAGGGAAGGGUGAUAGUAGAAAGUGUUAAACUUCAGUGAAGGUAUUGAGGCAUCUAACUGCAGUCUAAGGGACAUGUUUGGUUUAUCUGAACCUCUAUAUCAUAAAAAAAAAUUUCUCAAUAAUAGGUUAGCGCUUACAAAAUUACAGGUGUGAUGAUGUGUUUGAGCAGCAGCAUGGCAUUGACUUCUCAGUUGUAGUGUGCAGCUAGAACAUCCAACUGGUUUAGCCCACUCUGGGUGUGGAGUUUGGUUCUUAGAAAGACUCUAUUACCAUUUAGCUGCAAUAUAUUCCAUGACAGUUUUGUUUCAAAUUCAGAAUGUUUUGAAAUUUCACUGCUGAAAGCUUAAAAUUCUUUUACAGGGUCUUAGUGUUUCAGGACAGUGUUUUAGGAGACAACUUCACUCUUAGAUCGAAAGGUCCCACUGUGUUCUUUGGAGCAGUGUACCAUGGAGGUCUUGGCAUAAUUCUUUAGAAAGAAAUACCAAAAAGGCAUUUCAUGUACCAGUUGAAGGUCAUUUGUCCUCUCUACCUGUGGCCCGGGAAUAGAUUUUAWAUGGAAAUCUACUUCAGAGAAUCUCCUCUGUUUCCUAUGAGGUCACUGUAGUUAACUUUCAGUGAUUUCCACGAARCAGUCAGCUUUUUAUUCAAGCACCUUCUCAGGCAACUUUAUUAGGCUCAUGCAUCAUAGCAGUAACUGUUUCAUUGUGAAGAUGCUAAUUAUUUAUCAGACUGAUAUGGUUCUUAUCUCAAUCCUCUGCUGAAGGUUUAGRUCUCUCCCUUGCCUGUGAUGACAAAAAGAUUUUAUAAAUUUCUCUAUGAGUGCUGGUAACUUUGUUCAUUCCUUGAUAAAAUGUUAACAGUUAGUAUUUUUCCCAAACAUUCAUACUUACAUAUUCUAUGAUGUCAACAGAGGUAACAUGUUCAGACCCAAGACAAGGAGUGUCUUGGUACUCCAGGCAUUUUUUCAACAUAGGUACAAUGAUUUCCACAGCUACACAGCCAACAGCAAUGCCAUACAGCACUUYUUAAAACACUUAAUAAUUUGUAACCAGUUGGACAGUUGUCCAAAGCWGUACCUGAAUUUAUGUGCAGAUGUUGCAAAAAGUGGUGGGGUUAGUUUUAGGAAGAUCUUUAGUUUUCCUUCGUACUCAUGAUCUCUUAUGACAUACACUUGUAARCAGAACAAUAUUUGGGAAGGAAAUGAGAGAGGGAGAACAAGGGUCUYGGGGCAAGUUUUGAAGAGACAGUUCUUGCCAUAUUUUUAUAAACUUUGGGAGAUCUACACUGAUGCAAUUUGGAAAUACUUUACUGUAUUUUUCAAAGCAAAUUACCAGAGAGUCCUGAGAAGGCASAUAUUUUAAUUUACAAAGUUGUCUAUGUUUGUAGAUACAUACUGCAAUUUUUUACCUGCACAGAAGAUUAAGUUAAGAGCCUGCUCUAGACUUGAUAAUGCAAACAAAUCUCUGUAGACCUAGCUUUUUUUUUUUUCUUCAUUUUUCGAUCUCUUCUCAGAGAUCCCACAUAGGAGUGGUCUGCAUUAAGGCUUGAUCCGAGGUUAAUUGAAAUGAAUUCCACAGACCGCAGGGGAAGUAGGAUCAGACACUUAAUAUACUGACAUCACUAUUUUAGAAAUGUUACAAAACCCCGUGCUGCUUUGGAAGAAUAAGUCUCUGCUUGGCAACAUGGGAAGAGCAGCCUGAUGCCCUGCCUACAGCUACAGCUUUAAAGGUUGGGAAGCACACUGGGGAGGUACCCAGGUGCAGCAAGGACCAAGUGUUCAUUUGUUCCCUCCGGAACCUGUGUUCGUGGGAAAAUGCUCAAAUGCUCACCCAGUAUUCCCUGAUUUGUCUCAUGUCUGCAUGGGAACCCAGUUGUCCAUAAAAUAAAAAGGAAAUUUGGAGGGGGCUGGGGG
Malurus melanocephalus (red-backed fairy wren) is the source of this 6187-nucleotide messenger RNA. It is a transcript of the gene SACK1B, whose product is annotated as family with sequence similarity 83 member B. The record is from RefSeq and is a predicted model, not a curated record. Bases 126 to 3215 code for a protein of 1029 amino acids. NCBI's taxonomy places the organism in Eukaryota, Metazoa, Chordata, Aves, Passeriformes, Maluridae. Gene Ontology annotation, cellular component: cytoplasm; membrane. The transcript has 5 exons. Gene Ontology annotation, biological process: epidermal growth factor receptor signaling pathway.